GGGCCCGCUCCAGCCGCCGUCGCGGCGCUGGGGCUAGGGCUGGGGCCGGGGCCCUUCCGGGGAGCGGCGUCCGCCCGGGUAGAGAUGCAGCGGGGUGCGGUGGCCUUCGAGGACGUGGCCGUGCACUUCUCUCCCGAGGAGUGGGGGCAGCUGGCGCGGUGGCAGCGGCAGCUCUACUGGGAGGUGAUGCUGGACAACCGGGACCUGGUUGCCAGCCUGGUCUCAGAGUCCAAGUUUGUCUGCAAAAUGGAGGCUGAGGAGGAGUCGUAUGUGGGGGACCCCUGCAGCAGAGGGAACAGUGGAGCUCCUGACACCUCUGGAACCUCUGCCUGGGAUGUGGCUGCUGGGGAGGAGCUGUCUGAGGAAGACAACCAGGGAUGCUGGGUCCCGUGCACGGCGCAAGCCAGGGCGGCCAAGGUGUGGUACCCACCGCUCUGCUCCAGCUUGUGUAACGCAGAGACCUGGGACGGAGCCUCUCCCCGGGGGCUGCUAGGGGGCGAGGGGGUGCCGGUGUCUGGGGCCCUUCUCAUCUGUGGCAUCUGUGGGCAGAGCUUUGAGGACGAGGCCCGGCUGCACGCACACCAGGGCGAGCACCUGCGCCCGGCACCCUCCUACCAGUGCACGGCCUGCGGCAAAGCUUUCCGCCACCACCGCAACCUCCUGACGCACAAGAAGCACCGGGGCCGGCACCGGCACGUCUGCACCGAGUGCGGCAGCACCUUCUGCUUGAAAGGCGACCUGCUGCGGCACCGGGCGAGCCACGGCGGCGAGAGCAGCUACUGCUGCCCGCUGUGCGGGGACAGCUUCCGCCACAAGCGCGAGCUGCAGGCGCACCGCAAGGAGCACGGCGCCGGCGACGCCUGCCACAAGUGCCCCGAGUGCAAGAAGCGCUUCGAGGACGAGGCCAGCCUGAGCCAGCACCGGGCGGCACACAGCGAGGAGCAGCCAUUCCGCUGCGGGCGCUGCGGGCGCAGCUUCAGCUGGAAGGAGAGCCUCAUCAUCCACCAGCGCAGCCACGCGCAGGAGCGCUCCCACAAGUGCCCCGUCUGCGGCCGCAGCUUCAGCCGCAGCGGGAACCUGCUGGCGCACCAGCGCGUGCACACGGGCGAGCGGCCCUUCGCCUGCGCCCAGUGCGACAAGUCCUUCUGCAACAAGGCCAACCUCAUCACCCACAAGAGGCUGCACCGCCGCUACCGGACCUUCACCUGCUCCCAGUGCCGCCUGAGCUUCAGCUCCAAGAGCAAGCUGCUGCGGCACCAGCGGGACCACGCAUCCGGGCGUCCCUUCGCCUGCAGUGAGUGCGGGAAGAGCUUCCAGCACCGGGGGAACCUCGUCACCCACCUGCGGGUACACACCGGGGAGAAGCCCUUCACCUGCACCGUCUGCGGCAAGAGCUUCAGCCAGAAGGGCGACCUGAUGCGGCACCAGCGCAUCCACACCGGUGAGAAGCCAUUCUCCUGCACUGUCUGCGGAAAGAGCUUCUGCUCCAAGCAGACCUUCAUCCUGCACCAGCGCAUCCACACAGGAGAGAAGCCUUUCUCCUGCACCGACUGUGGCAAGAGCUUCAACCGCAAGGCCAACUUCCUCACCCACCAGAAGAUCCACCGCGGCGAGCGCCCCUUCAUCUGUGCCGAGUGCGGCAAGGGCUUCUGCGCCAAGAAGACCUUCAUCCUCCACCAGAAGAUCCAUGUUGGUGACCGGCCCUUCGGCUGCUCUGAGUGUGGGAAGAGCUUCAGCCGCAACGGCGACCUGACACGGCACCAGCGCAUCCACACGGGCGAGCGGCCCUUCGCCUGCACCGACUGUGGCAAGAGCUUCAGCCACAACGGCGAGCUCAUCAAGCACCAGCGCAUCCACACCGGCGAGAAGCCCUUCACCUGCACCGAGUGCGGCAAGAGCUUCAACCGCAAGGGCACCCUCAUCACCCACCAGCGCAUCCACACAGGCGAGCGCCCCUUCGCCUGCGCCGACUGCGGCAAGACCUUCAACCUGAAGACAACACUGAUGAAGCACAAGCGCAUCCACACGGGUGAGCGGCCCUUCUCCUGCCUCGAGUGUGGGAAGAGCUUCAAAUACAAGGGCAACUUGCGAACGCACCACCUCACCCACACCGUGGAGCGGGUCUACCCCUGCACCGAGUGCGGCUGCGUCUUCACCCACAAGAAGGAGCUGACGGCGCACCAGCGCGGGCACGCCGAGGAGAGGAUCCUCUCCCGGUGCCGCGAGGGAGAGCCCUUCAGCCCCUUCCUCCCCGCGCACCCGCUCCUCGUGCCCUGCACCCAGCGCCCCGUGCCGCUCUCCAAGUACAAGUAGGGGUUGGUGGCUGUGGGGACAGCGCGGCGUCCCACCCAUGGCAUGUCCCUGCCAGUGGGGUGGUGAGGAGAGGAAUGAGACCGUCACCAGAGCCUUGGGCCUGCUGCAGGGCUGGCAGCACGGUGGGGUCAGUGGUUUUCCCAGCUGCCGGAUGCCAGGGAGGAGGUGCUGGUUGGGGAUGCUGCUGGCUUUUGGUAGCACCCUGCUCCGGCUGGGAUGCAAAGCUGGUGCUCUGGCCUCACCUGAUCCCCAGGUCAUGGUGGGGUUUGUGUUACAGCCCAAGCCGGUGUCCCCUACAUAAGAGCUGCUGCUCAGAAACAUUCCAAAAGCGGAUUGUGGUGGGAGAAGUGAGGCCGGGGGUCCCCGUGCCAGGUUUUCUGUCCCUGACCCUGUGUCUGGCACUGCUCCUGGCAUCACCUCACCAUAGCCAGGAGCAGCGGGCAGAGGGACCAAGGUCCUCCCAAAGCUCUCUUUCAUUCCCCUGGGAAUUCUGGGUUCCUCUCGGCAUCUCCAGCCCCAUCUGCUCCCCUGCAGACUCCUCUGCCCUGUGGCUCGAGGCCCUGGCAUCAGUUUUCACAUCUGUAAAACAGGGCAGCACCCAGUGCUGUGGCUGCCCAUGGGGUGGUGGGGGGUUAACCCCUUCCUGGCUGUGCGAGGGUGAGUGAGGGGCUGGGGGUGGCUGCUGGACACACGUAUUUAUAGCUCCUUCUUUUUUAUUUCCCACCUAAUCUAGAAACUAAUAAAAAGUGGAAACC
Messenger RNA from Strigops habroptila (Kakapo), 3068 nucleotides. RefSeq names its product gastrula zinc finger protein XlCGF57.1-like. Gene Ontology annotation, cellular component: nucleus. The record is from RefSeq and is a predicted model, not a curated record. Gene Ontology annotation, biological process: regulation of transcription by RNA polymerase II. NCBI's taxonomy places the organism in Eukaryota, Metazoa, Chordata, Aves, Psittaciformes, Psittacidae. The transcript has 5 exons. Bases 85 to 2313 code for a protein of 742 amino acids. Gene Ontology annotation, molecular function: RNA polymerase II cis-regulatory region sequence-specific DNA binding; DNA-binding transcription activator activity, RNA polymerase II-specific.